GGUGUGGAAUGUAUCAAGUGACUAGUUGCAGCCACGAUUGAACAAGUUUAGAUUUUGCUACACACUAUACAUCGCACCAAUGGAGUUAAAGAUUCAACAGAAUAACGACCAUCGUGGGACCAUACGGUCGGUGGAGAACGAGACCGAGGAGGGGCGGGCCACCAUCGAGGACUUUUUCUCCGACGAGAACGAGAGCAGCGAGUCGUCUGACGGGGACGAUGAGGACCUCAUGAGUCGCUCCAAAGUUGGACUCGCACAGGCCGCACAAUAUUUUCAGUCGGCCGGGAAAGAAAAGAAAAAGAAGAAAAAGAAAAAACACGCGGGGCCGUCGUCUGCUCUUCCGUCUGCUGAUCUCUCGCCUGCUGAGUUCAGAAAGCGCGGGAAGGAGUUGGUCGAUUUUAUCGCUGAUUAUUUGGAAGGUUCAAGGGACAGGCCGGUGAACCACUCGGCCAUCCAGGGAUUUCUGUUCAAGAAAAUGCCAAAAAUUCCCCCAAAAGAAGCCGUCAACAUGGACGAUGUCUACAAAGACAUCAGGGAACUUAUUUUUCCAGGGAUCCCUCAAUGGCAAAGUCCCAAACACCACUCUCUGCUGCCAGCCGGGGGAUCCUACGCCAGUCUACUGGGCAGUAUGCUGUGUGACGGUCUAGGGUGUGUCGGCUUUACGUGGGCAGACUGCCCAGCGGCCACAGAGCUUGAGAUGGUUAUCAUGAACUGGCUGGCCCACCUCAUGGAUCUGCCCAAAGACUUUCAUUUCUUCGGCAAAGGUUCGGCGUCCGGUGGUGGAGGAAUUAUUCAGAACACCACGACGGAUGCCCUUCUCACGGUGACUGUGGCUGCCAAGAGGGUCAUGUUGGAGAGGCUGAAGCUCAGCUUCCCGGAACAGACAGAGGCGGAGCUCUUGCAGAAGUUCAUGGUCUACUGCUCUGAGCAGGCACACCCUAGCAUGGAGCGAGUGUGUGAAAUAGCUGGAGUCAACCUCAAGCGCCUUUGGACUGACAGACAGGGUAUUAUGCACGGCGACACUUUGAGGUUCGCUGUGGAGAAAGAUAAGGGCAAGGGAUAUCACCCUUUUCUGGUUAUAGCCACUGUAGGGACCAUUGCCUGUACUUCUGUUGAUCAAAUCGGAAAAAUUGGGCCAAUACUGGACGCGGAGUCUCCAAAGAUUUGGUUCCACAUCGAGUCGGGGUAUGCCGGAAGUUCCUUCAUUUGUCGAGAGUACCAGCCCUUGCUGCACGGUAUAGAUUACGCCGACUCGUUCUCCAUGUCCGCUCACAAAUGGAUGCCGGUACACAUGGACUGCGCAUGUCUCUGGGUGAAGAAAACGUCACAUCUGACGCAGACGUUUGCUUGUGAAGAUCCUGAGGGUCCACUGUACAUACCAGCAGACGAUAAAAACAUCAUGGCUGAUUACAGGUCGUGGAGUCUGCCAAUGACACGACGAUUUCGAGCCAUGAAACUCUGGGUCGUAUUUAAACUGUAUGGCGUCAAGGGACUGCAGCAGAAAAUAAGGGAGGAUGUGAGAAGAGCAAAAGAGCUGGAAAAACUGAUUGGAGAAGAUCACCGCUUUGAAAUACUGGGUGACGUCAUGUUCGGUGUCAUACCAUUUCGUUGUAAGCGCCCUGACAACAACGACAUCAACUACGAGAUCCUCAAGCAGAUCAACAAAACGGCUGUGAUAAAGAUGACCGGCGCCAGGAUCGGGUACAAGUUUUGGCUGAGGUUUGUCGUCGCUGGGCGGUACACGGACUCAGAGGACGUCAAGUUCUCGUGGGACAUGAUCAGACGUACAACCAAUAAGGUUAUAACUGACUACACAGAGCGUCAGCACAAUGAAGAUAGGUGUGGUAUGCCAAACUAUAAGCAUGUUAUUAUGAUUGGCAAAGAAACAAGGAUGGACACUACGGAGAGCAAGGAGGAAAUGGAUGGAAGAGAAAUGGAUUCUAUAAUGGGUUAACAUAGGAAAAAUUGUUUACUUAUAGUCUGGUUGGUUUACUGAUUUAAAGAUAUCACAUUAGUGAGUUUUCUUUGUCUUCAAAUGAGAAACCAAAAAAAAUAUUUUUUUAUUAAAGUAGAAAAAAAUCCUUAAAAUAGUUACCACUUGGAUGUUUGUUGGGAUAGUUUUUGAAAUGCUGUUUUUAGAUCAAGAUCAAUGA
This is a messenger RNA of Physella acuta, 2153 nucleotides long. RefSeq names its product aromatic-L-amino-acid decarboxylase. NCBI's taxonomy places the organism in Eukaryota, Metazoa, Mollusca, Gastropoda, Physidae. Gene Ontology annotation, molecular function: carboxy-lyase activity; pyridoxal phosphate binding. The record is from RefSeq and is a predicted model, not a curated record. Gene Ontology annotation, cellular component: cytoplasm. Gene Ontology annotation, biological process: amino acid metabolic process; carboxylic acid metabolic process.